UCAGGCCGCCUCCCUGUAGCGGAUCUCGUUUCCAAUCUGCCGUCGCUCUGAGAUCAGGAGCUCUCCUUUACCACUUUCGAUUCAGCUGUAAUGGCGUCGCUACACCAGGACCUCUCGUGUCCCGUCUGUCUGGAGAUCUUCACCGACCCAGUGGUUCUGUCCUGCGGUCACAGUUUCUGUAGGACGUGUUUACAGCAGAGCUGGACGGAGAGUUCAGGAAGAGUGUGUCCUGUCUGCAGGAGACGGUCUUCUAAAGAUCAUCCUCCUCCUAAUCUGGCUCUGAGGAACGCCUGUGAGUCCUACAAGCAGCAGAAGGGAAGCAGUGAUUCAGGUUCUCAGGGUCUGCUGUGCUCUCUGCACUUUGAGAAGCUCAGUCUGUUCUGUGUGGAUGAUCAGAAGCUGGUGUGUGGACAGUGUGUGUCUCAGGAUCAUCAGUGUCACAGUUUCUACUCCGUCAGCAAAGCUGCUGCUCCACACAAGAAAAAGAUACAUACACGUCUAACAGAGCUGGAGAAGAAGCUUCAGAUUUACCAAAAAUUUAAAGACAUCAGUGACCAAAAGGCUGCACACAUUAAGUCUCAGGCCCAGAACACAGAGAGACAGAUAAAAAAGGAGUUUGAGAAGCUUCAUGAGUUCCUCAGAAAAGAGGAGGAGGCCAGGAUUGCUGCUCUGAGAAAGGAGGAGAUGGAGAAGAGCCAGAGAAUGAAGAAGAAGAUUGAAGAACUGGACAGUCAGAUAAAAGAUAUCAGUGCUAGAAUUGCAGAAUCAGUGGUGAAGCUAAAGGAUGACGCUCUGGUUCUGCAGGACAUCCAGGGAAUGCAUGAGAGAGCUCAGUACACAAGACCGGAUCCAAAACUGGAUUCAGGAGCUCUGAUUGAUGUGGCCAAACACCUGGGGAAUCUGAGAUAUAGCGUGUUGGGGAGGAUGAAGGACCUCUGUCCUUACUUUCCAGUGAUUCUGGAUCCGAACACUGCAAACCCCUCCCUCAGUAUAUCAGCGGAUCUGAGCAGCGUCUCACCCUCACCUCUCACCCAACUUCCAGACAAUCCAGAGAGGAUGAGUGGGUAUAAUGGAGUUCUGGGUUCUGAAGGGUUCUCUUCAGGAACUCACAGCUGGGAGGUGGAGGUUGGAGACGGUGAAGUGUGGGUUGUAGGAGUGGCUGAAGAGUCCGUCAGCAGAAAAGAAUACUGUGUGGCAGUCCCAGAAAACGGGUUUUGUUGCAUAUGGAGGAGAGAAAAUGUAAUUUAUGCUGGAACUGCUGUUAAGUCUGUUGAUGAAGUUGCAAAGGCACAAACCAUCAGGACAAUCCGAGUGACAUUAAAUUGGGAGACAGGUCAGGUGAUUUUUUUCUCAAAAGAUAAGAACAAAGUCUUACACACCUUCAAACGCAGAUUCACAAUGAAAAUGUAUCCGUACUUUUAUAAUAACAGCACAAAAUCAGUGAAUUCAAUGAAGAUUCUGUCUUUCCCUUCAAAAGUCUCAAUAAAACAGUGACUAUAGGAAUUUCAUUCAUUAAUCAGUUUAAUACGUUCACAGAGUUUUUCAGGGCUGUGAUUGCAGUGUAAAAACUAACAGUGUGUUUGUCAAUGUGUCAGUCAUAUGUAUACAAUAUUCAUAAACUAGGCAUAAGUCAACACCUGGAGACUAAACCCACAACCAGAUGUCUCUCUCAAGGGUACUGAUUUAUCCUCCUCAUUACUUGCUUAUCAUUACCACCUGUUACAUGUCAUCUAUUACAUGAUGAUAAAGAGAAACUCCAUUCAUUUUCCAUUAUUUCUGCAUGUCAAUGCAGUCAAUCAUCAAAUUGUUGUAAUGUAAAGUCAUUCAGAGUGGUUUGGUGUUAAAUGGUUCACUGUAGAGACUGAGGGCGUUUUGACACUAGAGCUUUUUACCUGAGUCAGAACCGCUUUUUUACAUUUGGUGAAGAGUAAAAGCUGUUGUCGAGUCUGGGAGCGAUACACUGACCCGAUCUCUGGGUCCUCCUGAAAUCAGCGGUCUGGGAUUCGCUUUCAACAGACUCUGGUGCGCUCUGCAAUAAUGACCAGAAUCAGUCCUGGGUGCGGACUCAAGUUUUCAGGACAAAGGGUGAAAACGCCAUCAGAUUUCUUUACAGUGGUGGUGAUAGAAACCAGGGGAUCGCCAUGACUGCAACACAAUUAUAGCCAUUUUAUUUGCUAUUAAAACCAUCAGUGAAACCUACGCUAGUCUUCUGAGUGUAUAUAUGUAAUGUUGAUGAUGGGAACUAUUUUUCUGUAACACCCUGCAUGUACAAAAGAGGAAAAUAAAGCUUAAACAAAUUACGAAAG
Molecule: messenger RNA, 2306 nt
Organism: Colossoma macropomum (tambaqui)
Lineage: Eukaryota; Metazoa; Chordata; Actinopteri; Characiformes; Serrasalmidae
Product: E3 ubiquitin-protein ligase TRIM39-like
Exons: 7
Coding region: 91-1494 (467 amino acids)
Biological process (GO): protein ubiquitination
Molecular function (GO): protein binding; ubiquitin-protein transferase activity; zinc ion binding
Source: RefSeq, a predicted model, not a curated record